Cetraspora pellucida is the source of this 1569-nucleotide messenger RNA. The record is from the annotation of a GenBank genome assembly. Lineage: Eukaryota; Fungi; Glomeromycota; Glomeromycetes; Diversisporales; Gigasporaceae.
AUGACACGAAAAUCUGAAGAAGAAAUGGUAGACCAAUUUUUGAACUAUGACGGAGAGGAAAGUGGCGCUACCGGUGUAGAAAGCAGUGCUGCAAAUAAUAACGCCGAUAAAAAUACUAACUUAGCAACUGCGGAUAAAGCGGAUCAAAAGGUUGGUGCAGAAAAAGACCAAAAUGAGAAACAACCUGAAAACACUUCGGAACAAGAACCUGCCAAUGGUUUUGGCGAGGAUGAUUGUACUUGGGAAGCUGAGUCUAACGUCUACGCGGAUGACCUUGUUGAAGAAUACUGGUCAAAGAAAAAAGAGGAAGAAACCGCAUCAACAUCAAAAUCGAAGGGGAGAAAGAGGGCCGCACAACCAUCAUCACCUGUUAUGAAGCAAGAUUCUAAAAGACAGCGUAGUUCAAAGAAAACAAAAUCACCGAGAACUAAGAUGGAAGAAGAUGAAUUUGAUGAAGAUUGGGAAAAUCAGGUUGUUGCAGUUGAGACAGUUACACGUGAUGAUAAAACCGGUGAACUAUUGGAAAAAUGGGGAAACAUCCAGGCAUCCAGCGAAAGAUGCCAACGCAAGAUGUCCCCAGAAGAAAGUUCUUCAACCGCAACCGAACAUACUUGUCCUGUGUGCAAUAUCAAGUGCGCUGCUGUCGAACUGAGCGAUCAACUUCCUCCAAACCUCAACAUGUUUUUUCGACCUGCCCAUGAAAUAAUGGAUGAAGCUGCUGAUGUUUUGAGGCAAACAAAUACAUUUUCGUUAUUAAGAUUUUUGAAAGAUGAAGUAACAAAGCAAAAACAAAUGCUUGACAAAGCGAAAGACGAAUUACUUCAAUAUAAAGAUAUAAAAAAUCAAUUACAAGCAAUUAAAAAAGAAAAUCAACGGCUAAAAGCUCAAAUACAAGAUGUUCGCUCAAGCAUAGCUAUAAAUGAGACGACGGAAUCCCCAUCAAAGCUUAAUUCUAGUUUACGAACUCGUAAACUAUCCGGUGAUCGUCAUAGCAAUCAUAGUAAUCAUGUAUCGCCAAAUCAGCCAAGGACGCCAAAUCCACCAACGCGUUUGUCAUUACCAGAUAGUAGUUCACCUGUUCAUAGCUAUUAUAAUCAUAAUGGCAAUGGAUUUACACCAGACAAUCAACCAUUAUGGAAUAAAAGUGAAGGAUUUGAUGAUGGAGUAAUGUCAAAUAAAAUAAAUCAUGAUAAAGGUUUUAUUGGCCAAUCAUCUAAUAAAACGUAUUCGGCCUUCAUUAAUGAUGGUUACGAAAAAUAUUCUCAACAAUCAAGGUUGCAAUCAUUUCCUCGUCCCGGAACGGCUUCAGGUACACGUAUGACAUGGAAUCAGUUGCACAAUGAUGCUGGAUAUCUAACGCGGCCUAGUACACCAAUUAUGAAUGGUUAUGGAACACAUACUCGGUCCAUGACACCAACAAAUUUUCAGGCAUCACGAAUUUCUGCUCGGCCCUUUUUACUGCCUUCACAUUCUGAUGGAUCAUCUUUUAUGGCACCACAAACGCUGCCACGAACUCCCGUAAUGAGAAAUCGUAGUGCGUUACCAGGAUUAAACAAUCAAAUAUGGUAA